AUGGCGCUAGGGUUUUUGGUGUGUAUGUGGUUUUUGCUUUGUGGGUCUAGUUUGGGAAAUUUUGUUGUCGAGAAGAAUAGCUUGAAACUUACAUCGCCGGAGUCAAUUAAAGGAGUUUACGAAUGUGCAAUUGGGAAUUUUGGCGUUCCUCAAUAUGGAGGAACCUUAAUUGGUACGGUUGUUUAUCCAAAAGCUAAUCAGAAGGCAUGCAAGGGCUAUGAUGAAGUCGAUCUCUCCUUUAAGUCAAAGCCUGGAGGAUUGCCCACUUUUCUCCUUGUUGAUCGGGGAGAUUGUUUCUUUACCUUGAAGGCCUGGAAUGCGCAAAAUGGUGGAGCAGCAGCUAUUCUUGUUGCAGAUGAUAAGAUUGAGCCAUUGAUAACCAUGGAUACCCCUGCAGAAGAUAAUGUAAGUGUAGAAUAUUUGCAAAACAUUACCAUCCCCUCAGCCCUUAUUAGCAAAUCUUUGGGGGAUAGCAUGAAGAAAGCUCUAAGUAGUGGGGAUAUGGUUAACAUGAACUUAGAUUGGACAGAAGCUCUUCCUCAUCCCGACGAGCGUGUUGAGUAUGAAUUCUGGACAAACAGCAAUGAUGAGUGUGGACCAAAGUGUGAGAGUCAAAUUGAUUUUGUCAAGAGCUUCAAAGGAGCAGCCCAGAUACUUGAGAAGAAAGGGUACACUCAAUUCACCCCUCACUAUAUAACUUGGUACUGUCCCGAAGCAUUUAUCCUGAGCAAGCAAUGCAAGUCUCAGUGCAUCAACCAUGGGAGGUACUGUGCUCCUGAUCCUGAGCAGGAUUUCAGCCGAGGAUACGAUGGGAAGGACGUUGUGGUUCAAAAUUUACGGCAAGCUUGCUUCUUUAAAGUUGCCAAUGAAAGCAGAAAACCAUGGCUUUGGUGGGAUUAUGUGACAGACUUUGCAAUCCGUUGUCCUAUGAAAGAUAAGAAGUACAACAAAGAGUGCGCAGAUGAGGUUAUCAAGUCUCUUGGUGUUGAUCUCAAGAAGGUCGACGAAUGUAUUGGAGACCCUGAGGCAAAUGUGGACAACAAAGUUCUUAAAGUUGAGCAAGAUGCACAGAUUGGCAAAGGCUCCCGUGGAGAUGUGACUAUACUACCUACUCUUGUAAUAAACAACAGACAGUAUAGAGGAAAGUUGGACAAGGGAGCAGUUCUCAAGGCUAUUUGUUCAGGUUUCCAGGAGACUACAGAACCAGCGAUAUGUUUAAGUGAAGAGGUGCAAACCAAUGAGUGCUUGGAAAACAAUGGUGGGUGUUGGCAGGACAAAACUGCUAACCUCACUGCAUGCAAGGAUACUUUUCGAGGAAGAGUGUGUGCGUGUCCUGUAGUACGAGGCGUGAAGUUUGUUGGUGAUGGUUAUACCCAUUGUGAAGCUUCUGGAGCUUUACGCUGUGAAAUUAAUAAUGGAGGUUGUUGGAAGAAAACCCAGAAUGGCAAGACUUAUUCUGCUUGUGUUGAUAAUUCGCCAGGUUGCAAGUGUCCACCAGGAUUCAAGGGUGAUGGAAUCAACAGCUGUGAAGAUGUGGAUGAGUGCAAAGAUAAGCUGGCAUGUACAUGCCCGCAGUGCAAAUGCAAAAAUACCUGGGGCAGUUACGAUUGCAGCUGUAGUGGUGGAUUAUUGUACAUGCAAGAGCAUGACACCUGCAUAAGUAAAGAUGCGGUAACAGAGUUUAGCUGGGGCUCUGUCUGGUUCCUCAUUUUUGGUUUGGCUGCUGCCGCUGUUGCAGGAUAUGCAGUUUACAAGUACAGAAUCCGGAGAUACAUGGAUUCAGAGAUACGAGCGAUCAUGGCACAAUACAUGCCAUUGGAUAGUCAAGGAGAGGUUCAUCAUGCUACCAACAGCCACGGGGAUGUCUAA
Molecule: messenger RNA, 1869 nt
Organism: Pistacia vera
Lineage: Eukaryota; Viridiplantae; Streptophyta; Magnoliopsida; Sapindales; Anacardiaceae
Product: vacuolar-sorting receptor 1-like
Exons: 13
Coding region: 1-1869 (622 amino acids)
Molecular function (GO): calcium ion binding
Source: RefSeq, a predicted model, not a curated record